This is a messenger RNA of Symbiodinium natans, 666 nucleotides long. Lineage: Eukaryota; Dinophyceae; Suessiales; Symbiodiniaceae. The record is from the annotation of a GenBank genome assembly.
AUGCUCCCAGGCCUGCGUCCAACUCUGCAGAGCCCCUCUCAGAGGUUGCGGCCGGAAUCGCUGGCCAGCUCUCCCAUCUCCUGGUGCACGCGCUCUCGCAGCCCAUGGCCGGCGCGGAAGUCGUCAUCGCGCCAAACGCAGGCCUGCAGAGCUGGGCCAGGGGUGACGUGGUUCUACCUCGCCCCGACCUCGCACACAGGAACUGGCCGCAGAAAACGCCGGGUUCAGGUAACCUCCCUGGAGCUCAUGGCACCUGACGGCCAGGCCACGGUGUUGGAUCCGAGACGCCCGGUUUUUGUCGUGGCGUCCGCCAUUCCGCGUGAGGAGAUGCGCAGCUUCUUGGAGCAGUGCGAGAGAGAGGUCGUGGCCACUGGCGACCAGAGCAUCGCCGAAGCGGUGCUCCUUGGCAAACUCCCCUUUACAGCGCCGGAUGCCAAAGUUGCCUCCUGGCGCGCAGCUCUCGACGCGGCCGCCAACGGCGUCGAACACGUGCCCGACCUGGGCCAGACGCUCCGGGACUUGGUGGGCAAUGAGGCUCUUCGAGCUCAGUAUGUGGAAGCCUCCCGUCGUCAUGGUGGCGCCGUCCAGGCCGAGCUCGAGGCGCAGUUCGGCUCGGACGUCGGAGCUGUCGUGGAGCAGCUCGCGCGCGCGGGGAUGUAUGGCUGA